This is a messenger RNA of Populus nigra (black poplar), 509 nucleotides long. Its product is annotated as NAD(P)H-quinone oxidoreductase subunit M, chloroplastic-like. The transcript has 2 exons. Gene Ontology annotation, molecular function: oxidoreductase activity, acting on NAD(P)H, quinone or similar compound as acceptor. NCBI's taxonomy places the organism in Eukaryota, Viridiplantae, Streptophyta, Magnoliopsida, Malpighiales, Salicaceae. Bases 33 to 323 code for a protein of 96 amino acids. The record is from RefSeq and is a predicted model, not a curated record.
ACCCAGAAACUUGAGAGUUCGAUCAAACUCAGAUGGAUAAGCUCACCCUUAUCCUUGAUCCUACAGAUGAGUUCGUUUGGACAGCAGAGAGUUGCCAUAGGGUUUACUCCUACUUCCAGGAGCUUGUGGAUCACUACGAGGGUGCCCUGUUGACAGAAUACACACUGCGACUGAUUGGUUCGGAUAUAGAGCACUACAUAAGGAAGCUGCUGUAUGAUGGAGAAAUCAAAUACAACAUGAAUGCAAGGGUCCUGAAUUUCAGCAUGGGGAAACCACGCAUUCUAUUUAACAACGAUGGCCAGCUGGAAGAUGUACAAUCAUAAGAUACAGAUAGGGUGUCCAGACAAAACAUAGACGAAAGCAUCAAGUUGAGAUGUGGAAUGUUUAAAUACGGUUUCAUACUGACGGCUCAUCUCCACGAGCUGCUAAAAGUUGCAUCAGUAUUUAGCAUUCUAUACAUUGGCACCUUCUACCUGGUAUAGUUUUUGGAAGUACAACCUUCGCAUCUA